Messenger RNA from Aphanomyces astaci, 1722 nucleotides. RefSeq lists its product as hypothetical. Bases 48 to 1676 code for a protein of 542 amino acids. The transcript has a single exon. The record is from RefSeq and is a predicted model, not a curated record. Lineage: Eukaryota; Oomycota; Saprolegniomycetes; Saprolegniales; Verrucalvaceae.
GUGGAAGGUGGUCAUUUUACAAUUUCCCUUCGAAGCCCCCGAGCAACAUGUCCCCCUUCGUGCCUCCCGUCACAUCCACCCCAUCUCCCAGCAUCGACUCCAAGGCAUCCAUUCUCCUUACCUCUACCGCCGAACGCCGUGAGAUCGCUGCCUCCGUCGCCGAGACCACGUUUGUGAACUGCCACUUGGCUGCGCCGGCCGUCGAAGAGAACGACCGCAAGCCAGUCGACCUUGUGGUGGUCCUGGAUCGAUCUGGCAGUAUGCACGGCGACAAGCUAUCGCUGUGCAAGCGCACCAUGGACUUCCUCGCCCAGCAGCUCGCCCCACACGAUCGCGUGGCGCUCAUAUCGUACGACACGUACGUGACCACGGACCUCCAUUUGACCAAAAUGAACGCCGACGGCAAAGCCAAACUGGCCGCAAAAGUGGCGGCUAUUCAAGCCGGAAGUUGCACAAACUUGAGCGGCGGUCUCUUGGCUGGUGUCGACGAAAUCCAGCGGCCCACCCGGUUCGACAACGGCGAGCCGAACCCCGUGCAGUCCGUGCUUCUCUUGACCGAUGGUCAAGCCAACGAAGGCGUGACGAGUGCCGACGGGUUAGCCAAGUUGCUCGAUGGGCUGCUGGCACCGCAAGUGUCGUUGCACACCUUUGGCUACGGUUCAGACCACGACGCUUCGCUUCUGGGCCGACUGGCAGACAUUGGCCGCGGGUCAUACUACUUUGUCCAGAACGUGGACGGAGUGGCGUUGGCAUUUGCGAGUUGCUUGGGGGGUCUGCUGAGUGUCGUGGGUCAGAACAUCAAGGUCGAGGUUGUCGCAAGUCCUGGGGCGUUGAUCGCAUGCAUCAAGACCAAACGCCCGGUCACGACGAUCACUGACCAAGUGCACUUUGAAGUGGACAUGGGCGACAUGUUUGCCGAAGAAUCGCGCGAUUUGCUGGUCCAAGUGCAGCUGACGCCCCAAACGCCCGCCGAGAAGAUGGACCUGGUCGAGUUUCGAAUGCGCUACGUGAAUGUGCUGCAGUCGACGAUGGAAAAGGCCAGCACGACCGUGACCGUGGCUCGACCUGUGGCUGUAACCAACGACAACGUCGUGGACGAGUCUGUUGUGGCGCAAAAGCUGCGCGUGACUGCGGUGGAAGCUAUCGAAGCAGCGCAACAACAGGCGAAGAAGGGCAACUUGCGUGAAGGCCGCCAAGCGCUGCAGAAUGUGAUUACGUCGGUGAUGCAGGAUAUGGCUUCUUUCGGUGCCCCAGCAAAGGCACAAGCAGCGCACUUGCUCGCCGACUUAAACGAAUGCACGGCCAAUAUGCAAACGCAAACAACGUACCAGACCCGCGGCCACGGCCGUAUGCAGCAAAAGAUCCAAUCCCAUUGGAUGCAGCGCCAAAACAACAUUGAAGUCGAAGAAGAGAGCCUCGACAUGGAAUGUGCGGCGGGGACGUUUGGAAGUGACAAUGAAGAUGAGGAUAAAGAGAGUGGUGACGUUGAAGAGAGUGGCGAUGUGGACAUCGGCGACUUGUUCGCACAGAGGUCGCCGGCCCCAGCGCCUCGCGCCCGCAUGGCUAGGUCCUCGGCGGCCCCCCCUGCACCCCCCGCUCCUGGAGGAUACUCUCGCAUUGGAAACACCGUGCAGAUGAAAAUGAUGAAGAAAGCGUUCAAGGUGGCAAACAAGUAGUAGCGACGACGUGGAUAAUCCUACAUAACAUGCAAAUUGAAUCAAC